Molecule: messenger RNA, 1850 nt
Organism: Phragmites australis (common reed)
Lineage: Eukaryota; Viridiplantae; Streptophyta; Magnoliopsida; Poales; Poaceae
Product: leucine-rich repeat receptor protein kinase HPCA1-like
Exons: 8
Coding region: 400-1545 (381 amino acids)
Biological process (GO): protein phosphorylation
Molecular function (GO): ATP binding; protein kinase activity
Source: RefSeq, a predicted model, not a curated record
CACGCGCACACACAUGGGUGAUGGAUGGGGCGCAGGGCCAUGGCAAUGGCAUGGCGCAACAAAAGGAUCCAACAAUUUGCCAUUCCAUUUGCCAGCCAUGUGGGGGAGCCGACGGAGGGUGGGCUGCCCCUACACCAGCACCAGCACAUCACAACCCUCAUCUAUCCCCUUCUUGUCUGCUGUUGCUCCUCUUCUUCUUGAUUGAUCACCAUCACCACUCCCCUCCGCCGCUUCUUGCACCGUUUGGUUUCUUGGGAUCUCGGUUUCUUGGUCCAAUCCUACCUUUGUAGCUGCAUUGCCAAAUCGAGGCACCGAUUUGGAGGAAGAUUGCUGCUGCAUUGAUGAAUGCCGGAGCUAUAGCACUCACUGAUUUGGGGAUUCGAUGUCACGGGCACCCGGAUGUCAUUGCCGAUCGCCGUCAUAGCUGGCAUUGCCGCCGGUGGCGCCAUCUUGCUCGUGGCGGUCGUGGUGGUCUCGCUCUGGUGCGCGGCGCGGUUCAGGGCGCGCCGUAACCGCAACUCCGACACCGGCUCGUCCGAUCCUUCAAUGCUCGUGGAGUGGGGCAAGGGGGGCCGGAUUUCAUCCGUGCCGCCGGAGGAUCAGGGCGUGAGGCAAUUCUCGUUGGAGGAGCUGGUGCAGGCCACCAAGAACUUCAGCGAGGCGAAUGUGGUCGGAGCGGGGAGCUUCGGGUUGGUGUACAUGGGGUUGCUUCUUGAUGGCACGGUUGUCGUGAUCAAGAGGCGUGUGGCUGCACCAAGGCAGGAAUUUGCUGAAGAGGCUAGGUGGCUUUCAGAGAUACGUCACCGAAACAUUGUAACUCUCAUUGGUUACUGUCAAGAAGGGGGUCUACAAAUGCUGGUGUAUGAGUACUUGUCCAAUGGCAGUGUCUGCGGCCAUCUGUAUGCAGAUACUGGGAAAGGCUCCAUGACACGACUUGAGUUCAAACAAAGGCUCUCAAUAUCCAUCGGAGCAGCUAAAGGUCUGAAUCAUCUGCACAGUUUUGUGCCUCCUUUGAUUCACAAAGACUUCAAGACGAACAAUGUUUUGGUAGAUGAAAAUUUCAUUGCAAAGGUGGCUGAUGCUGGACUUGUUAGGUUACUUAGAGGAUCUGAAGAUGUUGGCCCAUCACAUGGGUUUAGCAGCAGCGUCUACCAGGAUCCUGAGGUACACUCGGUGGAGCAGUUUUCUGAAAGCAGCGAUGUGUACAGCUUUGGAGUUUUCCUUUUGGAGCUAAUUACCGGCAAGGAAGCUGCUUGCUUGAUACCUCCAGAAUCCAGAGAACCUCUGGCCCACUGGAUGGAAGCACAUUUCAGUUCAGAUGAGCUGAUUGACCCAAGGUUAGGUGGAAGCUUCACUUCAGAAAGUAUGAAAGAGCUUAUUGGCCUCACCUUCCAGUGCCUGAACCCAUCAUCAAGAAGGCGGCCAAAGAUGAGGCUGGUCGUGACCGAACUAGACCAGAUUCUCGAGACGGAAAUGUCUAUGACAACGAUCAUGGGUGACGGAACUGCCAUCGUCACACUCGGGAGCCAAUUGUUUACUUCGUGAAGACGAAGAUAGAUUGCAUGUCUGCUAUUUGAUGACAUGAUUGCAUGCAGAGUCUAACAGCUGCUGUUUCUGAUAAGCUGUACAGGCUUUGCAUUGUUGUGAAAUGCCAUGUAUGGUUCUGUUUUAAACUUAUCAUGGUUGGUAUAGUUUGCUAGGAGAGGUGAGAAGAGAUAGAGCUGUAUGUAUCUCUCUUUUUCUUCUUUUAGUCGUUUGGAUGAAGAAUUGUAUGUAAUUUUCAGACUGUUUACUGUCCUUUGAUGUAUUUUCAGAUUGUUCACUGCCCUUUAAUGUUUCAAUCUCUUAAA